Molecule: messenger RNA, 1677 nt
Organism: Suillus bovinus
Lineage: Eukaryota; Fungi; Basidiomycota; Agaricomycetes; Boletales; Suillaceae
Product: kinase-like domain-containing protein
Exons: 7
Coding region: 1-1677 (558 amino acids)
Biological process (GO): protein phosphorylation
Molecular function (GO): ATP binding; protein serine/threonine kinase activator activity; protein kinase activity
Source: RefSeq, a predicted model, not a curated record
AUGACUGUUAAUAUUGCCAGGAAAUUUGUCGGUUCUGUUAAAGACGACUGGCAAUUGUAUAGCGACCGUUCCACGGACUACACUAUUGGAUCUCCUAUAGGUUUCGGAGCAUCAUCUGUGGUUUAUGCUGCUGUCUACAACCCUCCCCUGCCAGGGCCACGACGUCCUAUGCCAUGCGCGUUGAAAGUUCUUGACUUGGACGUGCUGCCCCCUCAUUCGCUGUCUUUGUUACAACGGGAGACACAACUAAUGUCUCUGUCAAAGCACCCAAACGUGCUACGUGUACGCGGUAGCUGGAUGGAUGGCCAUAAGUUAUAUAUUGCCCUCCGCCUUAUGAACAAGGGGAGCGCCGCCGACAUAAUGCAUUACGGCUGGCCCGGUGGAAUGGAAGAAGAGGUUGUUAAAUGCAUCCUCAAGCAAGCUCUUGAAGGCCUCAACUACCUGCAUAUUAACGGAUUUAUUCACCGCGACGUAAAAGCUGCUAAUCUUCUUGUCGAUGAUGACGGCACAGUUUUGCUAGGGGACCUUGGGGUAGCCGCAUCCCUCACAGAUGAUGCUGAUGUGUCCAGUAGAUCUUAUAUUGCUGCUGGCAAUCGUGUUAUCAACUUUGACCCUGUCUCUGCUGCCAAUAACUCCUCUCCUGCAUCCCCACCUGCGCGUCCUGGUAUGGGGAAACGAAAAUCGUUCGUUGGGACUCCCUGCUGGAUGGCGCCGGAGCUUAUUCAGGGUCAUCAAUACGAUUCGAAGGCUGACAUCUGGGUCGCCCUCCACGAUCGAGAGAAAGUGCUCAUAAUGUCCUUCUGCAAACGCAAGUUUCAAGGUAAACCUCCGAAGUUUGACUCAGUAGGGGGUGUUCACCGGUAUUCACGUGCCUUCAAGGACGUAGUCGAUGCCUGUCUGGUAAAAGAUCCCUCCAAACGUCCAACGGCUGCGAAGUUGCUUCUCGCCCCAUUUUUCAAGUCUUCCAAGAAGAAAUCCUAUCUGGUCAGCACAAUAUUGGACGGCCUCCCACCCCUUACAAUGCGCCAAGAACGUCUCAGACACCAUUCAAUCACCGUUACUCAUCGAACAGUGGAAUCGUGGGACUUCAACUCUACAGAGAUAAAUUCAUCAGGGGGUGUAUCCGUCAGGGAAAGCCUUGACGUUGGAUCAGACGAUCAUCACCAGUUGACUCGGCCAGUACAUUCAAGAUUGGAGCUUUCACACGGUAUCAAGGAAGAAACAGCGCCAAUCAUGCCUAAUUUAGACUCGACAGCCAUCAACGUCGAUGCUCGUACUGUUGAAAACGAGAAGAUGGUUCAGUUUCUUCUUUCAGGUCCCCACGCUGGAUACGGGGAAUCCAGGUCUUCAAGUUUGGAUGCAUCAUUUGCUGCAUCACCACCUGCAUAUGUGCCUAAACCAGGUUCCGUACCUGGGCCUCAUCCUAUUCAUAUUCCAAAGCGAACGUCAUCUAAUGUUCGUAUUUCACCUUUCUCGUAUCGCAAAGACGGCACGGCAUCUUCCCCCACCUCUGCAUCAUCAGUAUCUCCGAAACUUUGGCAGCGCUUGACCCACGCCACUUCCCGAAAUGCCAUAAACGAAGAGCCACCUGCCAAAGAGAAGACAAUGAGCGGGGUUUCACGUAUACUGAGCAGACGCAGCUCCGCUGCCUUGGCUCAACAUCCUACCGUCUCGUAA